AUGACGGUUAAUACCAACAUCAGCAACAGUAAUGGCGGUAGCACUGCGAGCAACUUGCUCGAAGACCCCAUUGAUUACUCUCCACUCCAAGCCUGGGUCGCGCAGCAGGAGACCAACCCCAAACCUCUUACACCAUCUCAACGUAGAGCCCUUUCCGAUCUCAUGCUCUCUCUGCGGGCUGAAGAACCCGAGGUUGGUGACCGAGACUGGAUCAGUCUCUUACAAAGAUAUCUCGAUGCCUCGAAAAAGGAAGGCGCCUCGGCUUCGUACAGGGAGGAGGCUGCUCCAAACAACAAAUGGUCGUACAAAUGCAUUUUCAAGCUCGCCGAAGACAUCGAGGCUGUGACCUUCCCCAACGAGGACGCCGGCUUCGUCUUUGUUGACGGCACGCCGAGCAUGCCCAGCUUCGCUCGCAAGAAAGACGCUAAAAAGUAUGCCGCCAAGUGCUGCGUCGGAUGGCUCAUGGCCAAGGAGCUGAUGCCAUCUGACGGGGAGAACGUCGCGUUUCCGAAGAACGGGCGCAAAGUGCCGCUUGCCACUUCGUCGUCAUCGCACGUGUCGGCUGCAGCGGGAGUGGCCGGCCGUAGUAACGACAGCGGCGAUGGCGCCGACGAUAAUAUUCGCCUUACGCAGCAGGUCAUUGAGUUGUGCCGCCGUCUGAGCAUCGCGCCGCCGCGGUACGAGAUUAAGCCGUGCGAUGAGACACCCACUGAUGGUUUCUUCACUGGGUAUGCCGACUUUGGCGCGGAUAGCGUCAAGGUACCCGACAACCUGGGCAGGGUGAGGGCAUACACUGAAAAGAAGACCAGGGAAAAGAUUGCGCAGGAGGUUCUGAAUUGUCUAAUCCAGGAGGACAGGGAACGCACUGAGCAAAUGGAAGCUCUGCUUAACAUGAAGUUGCGAGCUGCGGCCAACGGCUGA
Molecule: messenger RNA, 921 nt
Organism: Canariomyces notabilis
Lineage: Eukaryota; Fungi; Ascomycota; Sordariomycetes; Sordariales; Chaetomiaceae
Exons: 3
Coding region: 1-921 (306 amino acids)
Source: RefSeq, a predicted model, not a curated record